AUGAAAGGUGAAUCUCGUAUAACCACAACACCUGUUACAGCGAAAAAUAUUCGUCAUCGAUCAAUAUCACCAGCUAGUGCAGCUCCAACUCGGAAUAAGAAGAGCACUGUUUCAACGAAAACAACAACUGCGAAUCGAAAAACAGUUAAAAGUGAUGAUGCUCAACCGUCACGUUCAAAAUCAUCGGUGACUCGUUCGACGCGUCUGCCAAAUCUAACACGUCGAACGAUUCGUCGACAAACCACUUAUUUAUCUGUACCAUCUCUUGUGAAUGGUAAUCCAAAAGGUGGUCAAGUCUUAGCUGUUGGUGAAAACGGCAUGACACAAUUAGGUCUUAAAAGUUCCAUUGAUCAACGAAAAAAUCCUCAACCUGUACUUAUUCCUGAACCGAUUGUACAAAUCGCUGCCGGUCCUUUACAUUCUGUUUGUCUCACAAAUCAAAAUAACAUUUACACAUUCGGUUGUAACGAUGAACAUGCUUUGGGUCGACCAGAUAAUAAUGAUGAUGAUGACGAUGAAGAUAGUGAUCCAUUCGGAGAAGUUGAUUUAAAUAAAAUCAUGAAUUCUGAAGAGGAACAUAUUGUGCAAAUCGUUGCCGGUGAUAGUCAUACAAUUGUCUUGUCAAAUCUUGGUAAAGUUUAUGAGAAGAUCGUCAAAUUAGCUAGCGGAAAUGAUUUUGUUCUGUUUCUCAGUGAAACAGGUCAAGUUUAUUCAUGUGGUAACGGAGAAACGGGUCAGUUGGGACGACUUAGUCGUUAUGCAUCAGAAGAUGGUCGUCGAGGAGGCAUUGAUCGAUUGAUAACACCAGCACCUAUUCUUUACAAUCGAUCGUCGAUUAAGGAGAAGAAUUUAACAUUCGAAGACAUUUUCACUGGUGCUCAUCAUUAUUUUUUGAAAGUACGCGAUCAACCUUAUAUACUUGCUGGUGGUUUAAAUAAUUUUCAUCAAAUUGGCUUAACAUCGGCCGAUUCUGUCUUCUUUCCAGUGCAUAUCCCUUCGCUCGAUGGUUACGAAUGGAAAAAGUUUACUGGUGGCCUACAUCAUACUCUUGGACUUACAACUGAUGGUAAAGUAUAUGCAAUGGGUCGUUGUCAUGAAGGUCAACUAGGUGUUGAUGACUUGACUACUCAUGUUGAUAAACCAAUGCUUAUUCGAAAUAUUCCCAAAGCUGUCGAUGUAGCCUGCGGAAAUCAUGUUUCAUUUAUAAUCGAUGAAAAUGGCAAAGUUCAUUCAUUCGGUGCUGGUACAUCUCUUCAACAUGGACAUGGCGAAGAAGAUAUCAAACUUCCACGUUUGAUGUCAUCGAAAUUUAUGGAUAUUAAAAGAAUAAUCAAUGUUGCUGUUGGUGCUCAGCAUACAAUUUUUCUGACUAAAGAGUAA
This is a messenger RNA of Adineta ricciae, 1380 nucleotides long. Lineage: Eukaryota; Metazoa; Rotifera; Eurotatoria; Adinetida; Adinetidae. The record is from the annotation of a GenBank genome assembly.